GGAGGCGCGUUAACUAAGCGGUAUCAAGUGAUACAACUGACAUUGUUUCCUUGGGUGAUUACGUUGAUAUAUUAGUGCAGUGAAAGUAUUCUGACACGACCCUGUUACGUCAGUAUUACAGCAUAAAAUCACGUUUAGUUCAUGGGCGUGUCUAGGUUAUUUUUUGUAUAGCGUAAUAUGAAUACUUAGCCAUCUAAUGAGUGUAGCUGCAUAUAUGCACAUCAGAUUAUGUGUUAGUAUUGGAAUAAGUGUUUCAAUCUACACCCAAUAUCGCAUACGAAUGAAUCAGAAACACACGUUCGAAAUAUUUGUGUAAAUAAAAUAUAUUUAUGAUUAAGAAUCGGAUUGUUAUGAAAUAGGGGGACUAAGUAAUUGAUAUUUACAGUAGCGGGUUAAUUAAUGAGGGAGAGAAAUAAUGAUUUGUAAACAGAAUUCCUCAGUUUUUGUUUCCUGUUCUUCAAGUAAAGUUUAUGAGGUAAAGAAUUUUCUCAUCUGAUUCAGUGACGUAUAUCUUUAUCCAUUUCUGGGAAAUAAUAAUAAAUCAGUUCUCCUUUCCAUUCGCGUGUGUUUUCUUCUCGUUUUAUAUAGUGAACUUGUAUUGUCUUCCAAACAAAGAACGCCUGUUUCCUUUUCUCGCAAAUCCAUCCAGUCUCAUUUUGAAGGCUUGAUGAUCUGUGGGUGUUACCUGAGAUCGUGCGUGUGUUGAUGAGGUUUCAGCAGCUCCACUUUUUGUGUUGCCAUUAUGAAGCUCUCCGGGGAAUCAUUGUUUUCACCUGGUAGCUCCCGCUGUAGUCGAUCACCACGUGGGCUCCCCAAGGCACCCCUCUCCCGGUCGACUCGGCCCCGAGACAAUAAAGCUAGUAACAGUAAUAGCGGCAGGGUGUACGGCGUCGUGGGCGUCGUGGCGCUCAGCUGCUACCUGAACGGUCUGACGGGUGAAUUCGUCCACGAUGACAUCCCCGCAGUCACGCAGAACAAGGAUGUGUUGGGACUCAGCCCCCUGAGCCAUGUGUUUCGUAAUGACUUCUGGGGCACAGCCAUGAGUGACGUGAACAGCCACAAGUCUUACCGGCCACUCACCACGCUUACCUUCAGAGCCAACUACCAGGUGUCGGGGCUGCAGCCACUAUGGUUCCACGUGUGCAACGUGCUUCUUCACGCGGCCGCAUCAUUGCUCUUCACGCGCGUGUGUCUGGCAGUCGCCGGACUUCAGCCAAAUUUCGCCGGGGCGGCAGGCAUCCUCUUCGCGGCGCAUCCUAUACACACAGAAGCGGUAACUGGGAUUGUUGGAAGGGCAGACGUUCUGGCUUGUGUGUUCUUCCUUCUCUCUGUCCUGGUGUACCACGGCCACAGUGGAGGGCCCGGCUCUGUGUCUGUGUGGAUGAGUGCUCUGCUGGGAGGCCUAUCCAUGCUGGCAAAGGAGACUGGUAUCACCGUAAUGCUGGUCAAUCUGACCUAUGACCUCUACAGAUCUUGGCACUUUAUAAAAAGGACUGUAGUUGAGGUCAGGUGGAACGAGGAGUCAGUCCACUUCUUCCGAAGAGCGGCCAAAGUGCUGAUGUCUCUAAGUUUGCUGCUUGUGAUACGACUCACCUUACAUCAAGGGUCGUUACCCAAGUUUUCGAAUCAGGACAACCCCGCUGCGUUUCAUCCCUGUCAGCAUGUCAGGUUCCUCACAUUCUGCUACCUGGCAGCCUUCAACUGUUGGCUGCUGCUGUGUCCCGCUACACUCAGCCACGACUGGCAAAUGGGCUCCGUGCCCCUCCUCACCUCUCUCUCAGACUCACGGAACAUCGCUACUUGUCUGUUCUUCGGUUGCUGUUUCCUUGUAGCCUACAGGGGCAUCGCAGACUUCGAGCAACAGAAACAUCCGCCCUUGCUGCUCGGGACGCUGUUCCUGGUGCUGCCUUUCCUACCUGCAGCGAACCUCGUGGUCACUGUGGGCUUCGUAGUGGCGGAGAGGGUCCUGUAUAUCCCCAGCCUUGGGAUGGUACUGCUCCUGGUGUAUGGGGCCCAGUUGCUGUGGGGCGUGUUCCUCCGCCAGAGGUCUCUGCUGCUGUGUGCGGGCAUCUUGCUGCUCCUCGUCUUCUGCGGGCGGACUGUGGCCAGGAACAGGGACUGGGCGUCCAGGCAGGCCCUCAUCAGGGCUGGCCUGAAGGCGCUUCCACGCAACGCCAAACUGCAUUACAACUUCGCCAACUUCCUGAGGGACACCGGACAGCUGGAUCUGGCCACUAGACACUACAGGGAGGCACUUAGACUGUGGCCCACUUACGCAAGUGCCCACAACAACCUGGGAACUCUGAUGAGUGGAACUGACGAGGCGGAGAGCCACUUCCUAGCCGCCAUCCGGUACUCUCCUAACCACGUGAAUGCGCACUACAACCUGGGACAAGUGUACCGAAAAGUGAACCGCAGCGAGGAGGCUGCUCGUAUGUUGGAGCGCUGUGUACGUCUCGACGCUGCGUACACUCCAGCCUACCUGCUACUGGCGAGGCUGUACCAGGGUCAGGAAGGACGGGGCCCUGCUGUAGGGCGUCUCCUCCGUCACGUAGCCCGCCUGCAGCCCAACAGCCCAGACCAUCUGGCGGAGCUAGCCGCCUGGCUUCAUGAGCAAGGUUAUAACUUGGAAGCUUUCUUUUAUUAUAACAAAGCAUUACGGAUAAAUCCAACGCAUACAGAAGCCUUGCUGGGGGCCGCUAAACUCCUUCGUGCCAAAGGACAAUACGCUAGAAUUCAUCAGUUCAAAUACAGGGUUCACUCUUCCAGAAACCGUAAUACAAAUCUCCCUGUUGGCGUGAUCACAAUACACACUGAAAACAAUUACUACAACAGCCUGAACAUGGAAGUGACGUCACGGCAAGAGGAUAAGUUGUGUCCAAAUAGUAAGGACGAUCUGCAGGAAGUGUCAGUGAAUGCAGAGGACGUUCCCAGCAUGGCUGACCACAGGGAACAGGGUUCGAACAAGUCACGACAGACGCGGUGCGGAACGGCCGCUGGGAAUAACCGCAGUAGAGGUCGAAGGUCUUCCCCACGCAAUUCCAGACCUCAGACAGCAACACGUAAUAUAAAAGUGGAACCGCCGUCUCUUCUGGUUCAGAAUUUACUGGAGACUCUAAAGUAGUGAAUGCGGCCAAUAGCUCUCUACCACAUUGUUAACUGAUUCCGCACGGUAAUUAUACAGCGUAAUCAUAUUUUAGAGGAAUGACUCUUUUAUUAAGUACGGUAUACUAAACGCUGCACGUAGACAAAAUCCAUUGAUUUUGGGUUGUACUAUCUAUAAUGAAACACAAAUUUGUGUUAUUAUUUUAUUAAUAUUCCUUUGUUCUGUUAUUUUAUAAUCGUGCUCUCUCUGUGAUUCGCCCUUGGCUGUUGAAUUCAGCGCGUAAAUAAAUAAACAACGUGAUAAAUUAUUAUUCCUAUUUAAUAUUUUUUCGAAGAGAUUUAAUUUCGGUAAAAUGACGUCAUCGUUUCUCACUGGAUGAAAGCAAGAAUGCGAAUAAUGAUAACGAUAAUGUGAUAAUGAUGCGAAUAAUGUUGUAUAGUCAGGCCACAGUUUCGAAUGUGUUGAACUUUUGUUAGUCAUUGCAGUACAGGUAAAAUAUUAACUCUUACCUAUGCUUAAUUAAGAACCUCAAAAUGUAGGCGAAUGAGGAGAUGGAGUUAUGGCUCCAGGUAUUCCCACCUCAGUAGUAGCUUGAGGUGAGUGGUAAGUUUCACGUCCCCGGUUCGUAUCACCUGAGGACAAGAGCCCUCAACACCCAAUAUACAGGGGACUGGUUUGACCGCAAAAUCGGUUUGGAGUUUUGUUGUUAAAAAUGAUUGAUCAAAGACUCAAUUACUGAAUUUAGAUUUCCACCAAAAACUGUAAACUUUGUCUUCACUAAUGCGAUUUAUCCGGCCAUAGCAUCCACACAUAACUUCGCCUGUUAUUAUCGUGAGCUCUUCUCUACGUUUAAAGGAUAACUACAGCCUAUAACUGUUUAUUACUAUGUUUCGUUUUCCCGCAAGGACAAAAAAAUUAUCGAAAAUUAAACCAAUCUCAUAUCACUAUGCUACAUCUGUUUUAUUUAUUGACUGCUACAUGUUUCGAUCAAUAUUUGGAUCAUCAUCAGGCAAAGUAAAAUAAAACUAU
Messenger RNA from Cryptotermes secundus, 4135 nucleotides. RefSeq names its product protein O-mannosyl-transferase TMTC1. The transcript has 14 exons. The record is from RefSeq and is a predicted model, not a curated record. Lineage: Eukaryota; Metazoa; Arthropoda; Insecta; Blattodea; Kalotermitidae. Gene Ontology annotation, molecular function: protein binding; mannosyltransferase activity. Gene Ontology annotation, biological process: protein O-linked glycosylation via mannose. Bases 743 to 3124 code for a protein of 793 amino acids.